AUCCUCAUCUUCGUCGUCGUAUUCGUUGUUGUCUCUGUUACCCUCGUUAUCCUUGUGCUUAGUCGUCGCACUCGUCGUCGUCGUUGUCGUUGUUGUUGCCUUUGUAGUAGUGACGGAGAGCGCGGGCGGUGGGACUUGCGAACGAGGUGGAAGCUACGUCGCUCGAAGUGCCUCCAGUAUCGAACCGACGUUCGUCGUGCGCGGGCACAGUACGUUCCUUUAUGUAUAUACGUACAUUCCAUAAACUCAGGCACGCACGCGCGACAUUUACAUACGCGUUACGUGCCGUCUCCAGUACGUAAGCCGAAGUAAUACGUGUACGUAUAAAAUUGAGCCAAACACAUAUUCAGAGAGGAGAACGAGCCGGGCCGGUACGAACAGACUAUCAGCAGCAGUACCAGCAAAAGCAGCAAAAACAGCAGCUGUCCCUGUCGAUGCGGACGACUGAACGAGGUGUCGUCGAGAGGGUGCGGUGUCAACGGCGCGUGAAGAAUACUUUCUUUUUCUUUCUCUCUCUCUCUCUCUCUCAUCUACACAGUGCGUGGGGUGUGGUAUCCAUUGAACAGGUGUCUACCGAUUGUUUUACAUCUGCGGAAGGAUCAAGAAGAACCGAGACUCUUCGAUGAAGAAGACCGGAAGAGCCGGCAUUUGUAGAAAACGUCGCUCGGCGAUUAUAAAGUCGCCUUUCAAUGGGAUGACAAUACAAUAAAUGAAUUGAGCUCGAUCCUGGCGAGCAUAGAUUAAACAUAAAAAUAUGUCACGACGAGGAACUCCACCUAGGGACGAAGGUAGUCCUAGUCGUCAGGAUAGUCCUAGGACGCCACGUGGCGGUCGACUUCGAGAUAGGGUGAACUUUUUCGAACAAGUAUGGACCGGUGGUCAAGGUUCACCAACGAGUACCGACGAACCACCGGACGAAGUCGAUUCCUCGCGUGCUCGUGUCUUCCGCUCGUCGUUUGCGAGACCAUCGUCAAGAGCCAGCGAUUCCUCCUUCGAAGAAAGCUUCGAGAGACUCGUUGAAGAGGGUGAUUUAAACGGCGCUAAGGUCGUCAAAUUCGAAAAGGUCAUCGUUAGAAAAAGUACUAGAGAAAUAAUAUCGUCGACCUCUAUAAAUGAUACUAACAUUUCUACGAAUGACCCGAUCGUAUUCACGGAAAUGAGCAGGACACCGAGCGAGGAACACGCCCUCGAAGACUCCGCUUAUCAGAGUCAUAGUCACGGUGCUCAAAGUCACGGUGGUAGUAAGUCCAGCUCGGUAACGUCCUUUACUAAAUUUCCAUCGGAAGAAAAUUUCUUUCCAAGAAGAGGCAGCAAUUCUCAACAUUUUUCACCGGACGAUCGACCACCAUCCGUUUGGUAUGCGGAAUAUCGUAGCCAGAGUUUCCAGAAUGUCGCUGCUAGGAUGGAACACCUACGCAGUAGGAGUCAAUAUGAUGCGCAUAUCGCUCAGAUCAAAGACGAACAAGAACGUGUACAGAAGAAGACUUUUGUUAAUUGGAUCAAUUCUUACCUUUCGAAGCGAAUUCCACCCCUUCGUGUAGACGAUUUAAUUGAGGAUUUGAAAGAUGGUACUCGUUUACUCGCUUUGUUGGAAGUUUUGUCGGGUGAAAAGUUGCCAGUGGAAAAAGGCCGUAAUCUAAAAAGGCCUCACUUUCUUAGUAAUGCAAAUACAGCUUUACAAUUUUUACAAAGUAAAAAGAUUAAGUUAGUGAACAUAAAUUCGUCCGACUUAGUCGAUGGACGGCCUCCGGUAGUGUUAGGCUUAAUAUGGACCAUCAUUCUAUACUUUCAGCUACGAUCAAAGGAUCGAAAGAGGAUCGAAGAAAAUACAAGGGCUUUGGAAUAUCUUGGCCAAACUUGGGGUAGUCAGAGUAGUCUUGAAAGUCUUGGAACUCAAGGCUCGGCAGCUAGUGAACGUAAACGUAUCAGUAGCGAAAAAUGGAAACAAGGUGCACGAAAAACUUUGCUUCAAUGGGUCACUAAUACUCUUCCCAAAGAUAUUGGUAUACAAGUGCGUGACUUUGGUGAAAGUUGGAGAGAUGGCAACGCUUUCUUAGCUAUCAUCGAUGCCAUCAAAUCAAAUCUGGUGAAUAUAGCAGCUAUGAAGGAAGGAACAAACAGAACACGAUUGGAAACUGCUUUUGAAAUAGCUGAAGUGGAACUUGGUAUAGCUCGUCUUCUCGACCCUGAAGAUGUUGAUGUACCACAGCCGGAUGAGAAAUCUAUAAUGACAUACGUUGCACAAUUUUUACAUAAUUAUCCAGAUCCAAAGAGUACGAAUCCAGAUUCUUUCUCGUCUAUAAAACAAGAAUACGACGAUCUUUUUAAUUGGCUUAACGAUAGAACAAGAUAUCUCGAACAACUCGAUAGAAAUAAUUCUUUUCCACCUAAUUAUUCGGAAUACAUUUCAUUCAAUGAAGAAGUGGAAGAAAAAAGAUUACUUUACAAAAAGCUGCAAGGUUUAGUUCAUACUCCCUCAAUAAUAAAUAUCACACGUGAUUUUUUGAGAUAUAUACAGAAGUUAUGGAAAACAUUAGAAUUGCUUAUGUUACAUUGGGUUUGGUUAUUAGAUUCUACAUUACCCGGUGAUUUAGGUCUAACGGGUAGAUGGCUUGCUCGUGCAGAAUGUCUCUUGAAUUCGGAUGAGGAUAUACCCGAGGAAAUGACCGAAGAAACAGCUAAUAUUAUUUUGGAAAAAUUAGAAGAUCACAAAAAGUUUUUCUUAGAUUUACCAACAAUGACUGAAAAGUUCGAACAAGCAAAAAAUUCGCCACUCGCGCAACAAGUUUUACGUGAGCAACUUGAAAAUAUGACAGCACGAUUUAGUAGUUUACCAUCAAAAGCAGCAAAGCGAAGGAUCAAGCUAAAGUUCCUGGAACAUAAAUGUUGCCUUGUUGCUUUUCUCUAUUUAGUAGAAACGAAAUUAAAAGGCUGGAACAUUAAAUAUGGUACCGAGGAAAAAGUUCAUCAAAUAUUGGAACAAUAUAGAAAUUUUGUUUCUAGAAAUAGAAUUUUCCAAGAGUUCCAAAAAGCCUAUUUAGAUAUGCAACAGGUUGUCGAUGAAUAUAAACGUGAUGGUGAUAUAGAUAAAGAGGAAUGUCUAGAAAUAGAUCGCUUUAUGCGAGAAACCGGUGAAAAGUGGAAGAAUGUAUCUGUGGAUUUAAGAUGCGUACAAAGUAUGCUUGAAGAAGUGGUUGCUUAUUGGCGUCGAUGGACUGUAGGAUCAGACGAAUUUGAAAAUUGGUUACUUCGUGCAGAAUCUGCCUUAAAUUUGCCAGAAGAAGAAAAAAUGGAAUUCUUUCAAGAUAUUAGUAUCUGGAAGGAUAAACAUCAACAACUUUCAGAUACCGUUAGUUUUCUAAUAGCUACUUCCGAAGAUUUCGUUGCUCUUCGUCUAAAAGAACGUUAUACCGCUCUGACCGACAAAUGGGAACACAUUUUCCAAGAAGCCAAACAAUAUAUGCACGCUGGUGAUCUAUUAAGAAAUAGGAAGGAUUAUAGAAUAGGAGUUGAAACUUUGCAGAAUUGGUUGAGAAAUGCAGAGUCUGCUCUUUCGACUACACAGUUGACCUCUACAGAACGUAUUAAAGCAUACGGAGAGAAACUUCAAACGCUUCAUAACGAAGUUGAAGGUAUAGAAGAUCUUUUCAAGAACAUCAGCAGAAAAUUCCAAACUCUCAUACAAGAGCUAUCUCGUGACGAGGUCGAUAAAAUGAUGAAUACACUUAAAAAAGAAAAAGAAGCUUUGGUAAGAGUUCGUGCUUUGAUACCUAUGCAAUUGCAUUUAUAUCAUCAGCUUCUGGUACAACAAGAAUCUUUGGAAGCUGGUAGGAAAGAAAUAUCUACAUGGUUGGACGAAGCUGAGAGAUUAUUGAACAGUAUCGAUCUUUCGGGUGGUAGAGACGCGAUCUUGGCUCAGUUGGAACGACACAAAACAUUUUUCUUACGAACAUUGUAUUACAAAUCAAUGCUUGAAUCCAAGAACAAGAUAUUUGCUAGUAUAGUUAAAUCUGUGGAUAAUAGUGUUGACACAGAUGUCGAUACAGGUGAAAAUGGUUUAACUUUGAAAGAAUUAAAUGAACGAUUUGCUAGAGUCUGUCAAUUGGCACAAAUGUGGGAACAACGUCUUCAAGAAGUAAUAAGAUGCUUGACGAAAUUCAAGGAAUGUGAACGACAAAUUUCUGAGUGGUUAUUAUCUGCCGAAACACUUCUUAACGAUGUUCACAUUGACAAUCGUUCGUCCGUCGAAUAUCAUAAGAAUUUCUUCAGUAAGGUAAAUGAAAGAUGGAUUCAAGAUUUAAUAAAUACUGCUCAAGAUCUCAGAAAUGUUUUACCAGUUGAACAACAAGCCCCCAUUACUGAGACCGUAGAAAAUUUACAAAAACGUUGGAAAGAAGUACUUACUUUUGCACCGCUUCAUCUUAUGAAACUAGAAUUUCGAUUGGACGAAGCUACGUUGCUUCAAUAUCUUAAAGAAAUUGAGAUGGAAAUUAAUUCGGAACAGCAAGCUCUGAUUCAAAAUAAUGAUAUCGAUAGUAUACUUCAACGAAAUAAAGAGUUUUUUGUUAAUCGUGGUGUUAUUCACAACGUUGAGAGAUGUUUGCAGACAUUAAAAAAGAUUAGCAACACCUUCAGCCAACUAAAACCAAAUGAUAAUAGUUUAAAUCAAGAGAUUGCAAGAACCGAACAUUUGUGGACUGAGACUACUAAGAAAAUAGAUCAUCUUAAAGAGCAGCUUUAUCAGAUUCCUCAACAAUGGGCUGCCUACAGAAAAAAAUUCGACGAGAUGGUGAAUUGGAUGGACCAUGUUGAUAGUAUUUUGAAAACUAUUUUACACGAAGUGAAUACUCUGGAAGAAUUUGAAAAAGAGAAAGCUGUGUUUCAGAAAAUAUGUAAAGAGGCUGAUAAUCAACGCGAGGAGAUGAAAUGGUUAGUUCAGACACUGGAUGCACUUAUCUCCAAUCGUUUAGAUCACGAAGCAAUUUCAGAGCAGAAGAAAUUGGAACAGCUCAUCAGCCGAUAUAAGAAUUUGAUACCAACGAUAGAAAUUACAAUGACAAAAACAGAUAUCUAUUCUAAAAGCUAUACAUACAGGAAAGAAGUUCGAGAAGUGUGUACUCUUUUGCGGAAAGUACGAGAACAAUCAAAGGAAGAGGUUCCACUUGCACAUCCUGAAAGUCUUCCAUCUGCUGUAGCUCAUCAAGAAACACGUCUUCAACAAUUAGAGCAACAAAGAGCCAACAUCGUUAGCAUGUUGCAACGUGGGAAAGAUCUUUUGAAAGAUCAACACGCACCUACCUUCAUAUCUUCCGAAGUCCAACAAUUAGAAGUUAACUGGAAUGAUACAUAUGGACAAAGCAUAGAAACUCUGAAAUCUUUAAAGAAUACACAGAAAUUGUGGACUGCUUAUGAAGAACAAAAAACAGAAGUUCUAAAACUUAUGAAGCAAGCCGAAGAAGAAUUAAAUAGAGUUAAAUCAAGCGUUUACAGCGACGCUGCACAAAUGUCUGCGGAUUUGCAGAAUAAGCAAGAAUUUAGUUCGACUUUAGAAAAAUCUGCUAAAGAAAUGAUGACUAAAUUGCGCGACAUUCAGUCUAAUUUAUCGGACGUAACACCGAUGGAGAAAAAAGAAUUUGUCGAAAAAGAAAUUAUAGAGACAGAAAAGAAAGUGGAAACUACGUUGAAAGUUCUACACAAGACGGUCGUGCAUCUUCAGGAAUAUAAUUCUAAAUGGACCAAAUUCCAAUCAAAAUUCGGAGAGUUGCAAAAUUGGACUCAACAACGAAUUCCGCAAUCUUUAGCGGAAAUUGAGAAUUAUACUAUUUCUCCUGAGGAACGGCUACAUAAAACUGAAAACUUACAGAAGGAAAUUCAUGAAAAGAUCAAAGUUCUGAAAAUUCUCAAAGAGGAAUCACAAACACUCAAAACAGAUGAGACUGAUAAUGCGGAAUCCAAACGUUUGGAUAAGGAACUCGAAAGCCUUCAAAAAGUGGUAACAUCGCUUCAAGAAAAUAAUGAAAUACAACGGCAAAUAGCUGUACAAAAUCUUGCUACAUGGAAAGAAUAUGAAUUAGGAAUUCAAAAAAUAAAACCUUGGAUCGAGGAGGCAGAAUCCAAAAUAUCAUCGAUGGGAAGUAAACCCACAACUUUAGAACAAGCUAUCAAAAUGUUAGACAUUGCGAGAACUUUCGAAAGUGAAUGUCAACAACAACUUCCUCAAGUUCAAAACCUUUCGUUAGUUAGUCAACAAAUUACAGGGAGAACUGCUGCUCCUGAUGAAGUUGAUGCUGUUUAUAGAAGAUGGAACGUAGUUCACGAUAUGGCUGUACAAAUAACGACAAAAUUGGAUAAAUUAGUUUCUUGUUGGAAUAAUUUUGAGAGUGACGCUAAGGAAUUUACUGAAUGGUUGCAAAAAAGUGAAAAAGCUUCUCUUGUUGUACCCAAUAUUCAAACACCAGAAGUCAGUAAACUUGAGCAAGAAUUGGCUAAUCUGAAAAGCUUUAGUAAAUCUAUAUCCGACCAUCAAGCUCAAUUGAUAUCUUUGACUCAAGUAUCUGAUCAUAUUAGUCAUGGUUUGUCUUUGGAAGGUGCCACUAAUUUAAAAAAUCGUGUAUCAGAUUUGAAGUCGCGUGUCAGUAAACUCGCUGAAACAGUACGACAUCAAAUCAAUCUCGUUUCUGAUUCUUUAUUAGCAAGACAAGAAUUCCAAAUGAAAAUAGCAGAUUUUGAGAAUUGGAUGGCAACAUUAAAAUCAAACAUUGCUGAUAUUAAUGAAGUAAACAUCGAUAAUAUUGAUACUACAUUGCAAGCUAUUCACGCUUAUCUUCAAGAACAUUCGGAGAAGCAGCCAAGUUUCACAGCUAUUUACGACGAAGUUAAGCGUCUCUCUACACUGGGAUCGAAACAAGAAGCCGCAUCUUUAGAUGAGAUAUACGUUUCCUUAGCAGAUAAAUACAAAGAACUAGAAGAUGAAUUACAUCAGAAGAAAAAGAUAUUAGAGAAAUGGAUAGAACUGAUGAGCUGGUAUAAUGAAACUACAGCUCAAUUAGAAUACUAUAAAUACGAGGCUGAAGCUCGUAAACCAAGCGUCAAUGAUUUAAACAGACUUUCUUUAGAACUACAAGAUGUACACUCUAAACUGAAUACAUGGAAGGAUCAAGUAGGUGCUAUAGACAGCUCUUUGAAAGUGCGUAUUCGCGAUAAACAAGAGAAUCCUCUUACAGCUUCCGCUUUGGUUAGCGAUUUGGAAGCUAAAGCAGUCGUUUUAGAAACGGAAUUAUCAACUAAACGUGAAAAAUUGGAAACUCUUGGUGCCAGAUGGGAUAAUUUCAAAAAAUUACAAGACAAAAUUACAGAAGAUAUCUUGAAAACUCAAAGUAGUUUACAAGAAAUUAUUGACAAUGUUGAUUCUUGCGAACAGUUAGCGCCAGCGGUGGAUAAAAUUGAACAAUUGAUAGAAAUACAUCAAGGGAAAGAAUCUGACAAACAAUUGCUUCACCGCGAAGCUGACAAUCUCAUGCAGGAAGAUCAAAGAGCCAUGACUAACAUUCAAGUUGUUCUGUCUUACGUUGAUGCCAAUUGGGAAAAGGUCAGCGUACUUCUUCAAGAACAAAAGAAGAAGUAUGCUGAAAUGGACAAUGAUUGGAAGCAAUAUCAGGAGGCAGAAGAAAGGCUGCAGAAAUUCAUGAACGAAUCUGCUUUAUUAUGUCAAAGCGUGAAAGAAGUUCCUGAUGACAUAACGCAAGCAACAGUAGCUUUGGAUAAAUAUAAAAGAGCAUCGGAGAUUUUAAAGAAAGGAAAACAAUUUUUGGAUAAAAUGGAAUGUAAGGCUCAACAGAUUAUGAAAGAUGCUUCGCUUUUACCCAAUUUUAAAUCCGAUUUAGUAACUUCGAAUCUUAACGAAAAUCGCAAGAAAUAUCAAGAAACUUAUAGUAACAUUAUCGACAAACUUCAACUCUAUGAAACACAACUUAUUAUUUGGAAACAAAUAGAAGAAGCAAAAUAUGAAUUAACACGAUGGCUUACCGACACGAAUGAAGCUCUUACGUCUGCUCGUGAAUGUUUACUCGAUUCCGAGAGUUGUCAAAUGCGAUUAAUAAGAUAUAGCGAGGAAUUGCCAGCUCAUUUACAAUUUAAACAGGGAAUUAUCACGAAAAUUGAGCAAUUAAAGAAAUUAAAUAAAAAUACUGAUAUACCAACAUUAGAUGCUUUAAGAAAUUUGUUGGAUGAACAAUUUAACAUCGUUAAAGAGGCAGCAGAGAAAUUAAAAUCAUUGACGAUGACUUUGAAUGAAAAAGAGAGAGACAUUAGAAACGAGAUCGAAAAAUGCAGCGAUUUAAUAUCUAAAAUUCGCGAAGAGAUUAUUAAAUGCGACGAUUUAACGGGAGAGAAUACGAAAAUACUUGGUAGAAUCAACAAGUGUCAAGAAUUAAAAGCUAAGCUCAAUGAAUGCGAUUAUACUUUGUCAAAAAUCGAAGAAAAUCUUACAAUAACGACAUCGGAAUAUCCAACGAUAUCUAAGUCUUCUUUACACAAGGAGCUUCAAGCUUUAAUAUUACGAAAAGACGGUGUUAGUAGUCAUGCUGAUAAAGUAAAUGCAACGUUAGUAGCAUUUUUAACGAAGUUAUAUCACGAGAAAUUUGGAGCUCUUCAACGAAUGGUAGCAAUUCACAAGGAAAAGGUAGCUUGGUGCGAACCAGAACAAAGUAGCGAUCGUUAUAAUCUCGAAGUGAAGAUGGCUUCUCUCAACGACGUCGAAAUUGGUAUUGCUGACUGCGAAGCAAGAAAAGACGAUACUGAUAAUUCAUUGAAACUUCUGGAAACUGUUGAAAGUCCUGAAAUCACGAACGUUCUAAGAAUCGAGCGUGACAAGGUUGCGGUAGAAUUGGAAUCUCUAAAAGCAAGUUAUAAAAACAUCAAAUCUGUUUUAGAGCACAACGUUUCUCUAUGGCAACGUUAUGAAAAUCUAUCUGAAAGUGUAGUCUCCUGGUUAAAGGAGAAUGAAAACAGAAUUAGGGCAGAAGCUUCUGUAUUACUUAAUAUAAAUGAGAUAGAAAAUAAAAUUAAAGAAAUCAAGCAAUUACAAACUUCUGUGAAAGAUUAUCACACUGUUUUGCAAGAUGUUAUUGAUCUUGGUGAGGAUAUUAACAAAGUUAGCCCUGAAUCUCGUGUUAAACAAUACGUAGGACAUCUUGAUAGCCGAUACCAAUCUAUACUCAAAUUUUUGUCACAAUAUUUGGACAGAUUACAUGAGCUAAAGGAAGGUAGAGAUCAGUAUACAGCAAGUGUUACAGAAUUACAAUCUUGGAUAGAGAAUGCUGAACGUAAAUUGAAAACUUUCGAUGAGAUUAGUGGUCCUAAACCUAUGACGUUUUAUCAGUCACGAUUAAAGGAAUUAAAGGCUUUUGCAGAAGAAAGAGAAGCCGGUCAAGCCAUUAUGAAUCAUACAGCAGAAUUAGGUGAAACUCUUUUCGCAAGAAUCACUCCUGAUUGCAGAGAGUUUAUUAGAACCGAACUCAGAAAUUUACGUAAUCGCGUAGAUGCUUUGACAGAUCAUGCAAAUGUUAUCUAUAAACGAAUUGAAAGUGAUAUGAUGCACCGAUCAUCCUUCGAAGAUAAAUAUUCGCAAGUGAAGCAAUGGGUGAUCGAUGCAGAAUCUAAAUUAGACGAUAAACAGAUGCUCUUACCGAAUCUUCAAGAAAAGAAGCUCGCACUUCAAUCAUAUAAAGCUAUAGCGCAAGAUGUUAAUGUUCAUAAAAAUAUUUUACAACAACUUCAAGAUCGACUUGGCAAAACUCCAGACGAUGAAGCUAGCGAAAUGCUGAGCAGUGUCGUUACAGCUUAUGAGAAGCUUUCAAGGAACGUAGAAGAUCGAAUUAGAAUCGCUGAUAAAUAUGUUUCGAAUCAUGAAUCUUAUCUACAAACCUUUGAGAAGACACGCGAUUGGAUUAACGCGAUAAUUAACGAAACUGCACCUCUUAUCGAGGACCUUCCUGUUGAACGAGACGUUGCUAAAUCCAAAACAACUUUGAUUAAUAAUGUAUUACAACAAAAAGCUGAAGGUGAUCGUAUAUUGUCCGAUUGUAAUCAACAAUUGAAUAUUAUUCUCGAACAGACUUCGAUUCCUGGCCAUGCUGCUUUGAUCAAAGGUUUCGAAGAACAGAAAAAGAAUUGGGAAGAUUUCCUAGCACGUUGCGUAGCAAGCGCUGACAAAUUAAAUCAUCUUUUCAAUCAAUGGUCUGAAUUUGAAAAAGUCGUUGAAGAUCUAGAAGCAUGGACGAAACAAAUGGAUAGUCAAUUGAAAGAUCAAAGUUUAAAAAGUACGGAAGAAGCUAAACGUUUGCAUUUGCAAAAGUUGAAGAAUUUAGAAGAAUGUAUAGCACAGAAGGGUUCAGAGUUUAGUUCUGCCAUAGAGAAAAGUCAAGGUAUCGAAGGAAGUUCAGAUUUAUCGACAAGAAUAUCUCGACAGGCUACGAAAUAUCAAUCUCUUAAAAAUCAGGUGAAAGAAUCAGUAUCGCGCUACGAACAAUUUGUAAAGGAACAUAGUACGUUCAAUGAAAGAUAUAACGAAUUGAUGAAAUGGAUCUCUGGAGUUCAAGCAGAAUUAAAGAAACACAGUGAAAUCGUAGGUAAUCUUUCAUUGUUGCAAAAUAGACAAAAGGCAAUUCGAGAUCUUAGCGAUACUCGAACUAAAGAAAAUGCUCGUUUUGAAUCUGUUAUUGAUCUUGGAGAAAAACUUUAUUCACAUACAUCACCCGAUGGUCGAGAAAUUGUAAGACAACAGUUGAGAGAUUUGAGAACGUUAUGGAAUACAUUUUCCGAAGAUCUACAAUCUGCUACACAAAAGUUGGAUCAAUGUUUGAUGCAUUUCGCCGAGUUCACGUUAUCUCAGGAACAAUUAACAGCUUGGCUUCGAGAUGUUGAGAGCGCUAUGGAACAACACACGGAAUUAAAAUCUUCCUUAGAAGAAAAGAGAGCUCAGCUUCAAAAUCAUAAAAUAAUGCAUCAGGAAAUAAUGUCGCAUCAAACUUUGGUCGAGUCUGCUUGUGACAAAGCGCAACAACUUAUCGAUCAAACCAAGGAUACGUCUUUAAAUAUUUAUUUGCAAACAAUCAAGCAACUCUUCCACGAUAUCGUUGCUAAAUCUCAACAUCUCUUAGAGAAUUUAGAGGAUUGCGCUGAGAAACAUCAUUGCUUUAAUCUGCAAUGUAAAUAUUUCUCAGAUUGGCUUAGUGGUGAAAGAGAAAAAUUGGCUGAAUGCAACGAUAUUACUGGUGAAAAAAGUGAAAUUACUCGUCGUCUAACUACACUUUCGUUGUUGAGAGAUAAUCAAAUACAAGGUGCGGAACAUUUUGGAAAAUUGAAGCAACUUAGUUCAGCUAUGAUGAAGAGUACAGCAGUGAAAGGACAAGAGCUUAUUAAUAAAGAGGUAUCUAGUCUCGAAAAGAGUCUUUCUCAAUAUCUGACUGAAAUUGAAUCUGUUGAAGAAAAGCAAAAAGUUGCUUUAAGAAAAUGGCAGGAUUUCGAAGAUCAGUUGGAAGCUCAUGCACGAUGGUUCUCUUCAAUGGAGGCUACCUUCAGAGAUCAACAACUUCAACCAACUUUGAGUGACAAAGAAGCUCGACUUCAAGCUUUCAAAGAGAAACGAGACAUUAUUUUAAAACAAGAACAAGAGAUCGAUGCAUUCGUUGAUAUAUCUCAUAAUUUAUUGCAUUCCAGUGGUCUCGAACGUAUUAAAAUCUUAAUCUCUCAGAUUAGCUACAGAUAUCAAUUACUUCAUACAUUUAGUAAAGAAGUAAUCAAUCGUUGUCAAAGUAUCGUCGAUGAUCAUCAGACUUACCAAGAUAAAUUGAAAUCUAUCGAUGCAUGGCUUACACCAUUAGAACAAAGUUUGGCUACUUUGAAGAGAGAAGAUAUAGGUGGAAAUCUUGAAGCGAAAGCUUUAUGCUUACAAACGUUAUUAGCGGAAAAAGAACAAGCCGAACAUCGUUUAUCCGGAUUAGCAGCAGCUGGAGAAAGAAUCUUACCAGAUACAUCGGCUCAAGGUCGAGAAAUUAUUCGACAUGAAAUAAGAUGUGUACGAGAACGAUGGGAUAGUCUUGCAGAAGGUAUUGUUGAACAACAAAAGAAGCAAGAUGCUCAAUCUUUACAAUGGUCUACCUAUCAAGAAACUUUGCAACAAACGCUUCUUUGGUUGAAUGCUAUGGAAAGAGCUAUAAAACAAGAUCCACCAGUAAUGUGGCCCUCUUUACAAGAGAUUAGAUCGAAGUUAUUGAAGAACAAAACAUUACAUCAAGAAAUUCUUGCUCAUAAACGGAUUAUAGAAGGAAUUUCCGAAAAAGCCAAUGCUUUGAUUCAAGUUGCACAAGCACCAUCAGAUAUUCAAGAUAAAGUAACUUCGGUUUCCGACAGAUACGAGAAAUUAGUAGAUAGAUCGCAAAAAGCGAUUGCCAGUUUAGAGGAGUUCCUUGAUAUAUUCCAACAAUUUCAAGAUCUUCAACGUGCAUAUCAGGAUUAUCAGAAACAACAGUGGGAACAAUUAACCAGUUACAGCGACUAUACAGCUAAUAAAACUACUCUCCAAAAUAGAUUGGCCAAGGUUCUCGAAAUACAGGAUAAGCAGAAUGAAGGUGAAUUGAAAUUAAACGUUUUGGCCGAGCAUGUCUCACAAAGUGCGAGCAGUUUAUCCCCCAAAGUAUAUUAUGAAUGCAUGAAAAGAGACGUUGCAAACUUAAGAUUUGAAAGUAAGAACUUUGCGAAUGCAGUUAGCGAUGUGAUUCGUUGCAUAGAAGAAAGAAUACAACAAUGGAGCGAAUAUGAAAAUUUAUUGGAACAACUCAUUAUUUGGUUGGCCGAUGCAGAAACAUCCUUGAAGAAUUAUUCACUAAAGAACACGAUUGAAGAAAAACAGGAGCAAUUGGAAAAAUAUCAAGAACUACAAAAGGUUGCAGAAUCACGGAAUACCGAUGUAACUGAAUUGGUGGCGCUUGGUGACCACCUGGAACAAUCGUUAAUUGCGAAUCUCAGACAAAAUGAGGCCGACUUCGAUAAAAUGAGAUAUGAUUCUUCGGACUUGAUCCAGAUUAGUGGCGAGACUAGAUUUUCUUCUAGCGUUCAACAGAUCACUUCUCGAUUUCAAUCAAUACAAGCAACUGCUAAGGAACUCGUGAAGAAAUGCGAACAAGCUACUGCAGAUCAUGCUGCAUAUCUAGAACGUUAUAAACAAUGUUCUGAGUGGCUAGCUACUGCAAGGGGCCGCUAUCAAUCAGUCGCAGAUAAUUUGUGUGGCACGCGUCAAGAGUUAAUCUCAAAAGCUGAUACUUUAAAAGAACUUUUAGGACGGCAAUCGUCAGCAAUCUCCUUACUGAACAGUACGAUUGAAACUGGUGAACGUUUAUAUCCUACGACUGGCGUAGAAGGUAGAGAGAUCAUUCGUCAACAGUUGUCGGACCUUCAACAAGUUUUAGAAGGAUUGUACGAUGAUAUUGCUUCAACGGAACGUGACUUACAAGCUAGAAUCGCAAAAUGGUCAGGUUUCGACGAGUGUAGUGAAGCUUUUGAAAAUUGGUUAAAAGAUGCGGAAUCCCAACUGAAAGAAGAUAUUGAAUUAAAAACUACCUUGGAUGAAAAACGAGGACAGUUGCAAGUUUAUCGUACUUUCUUGCACGAUGUUCAAGUGCAUCAGCAGGAUUUGCUGGACCUUUCGGAUAAAGCAGAUAAUCUUCCAGAGCGUACAGACAAAAUUGAUUCCAUAAUAAACAAAUUAAAACGUAGACAUGCUGAAGUACUGAAACGUGCCGCAGCUUUUGUUGAAAGAUAUGAAGGAAUCGUUAGCGAUCAUCAACAAUAUAGUAAGGCUGUAUUAGAUACACACGAAUGGCUGGAUGCAACUCAUAACGCUGUUAAUCUUUGGGGUGACACUGAAUUAGAACGAGUAUCUUUACAUACGAAUUUAGAUCGUUUACAAAAUCUUUUACAUACGCUUCCAGAAGAGGAACCAAGGGUUCAACAAAUUCGCAUUCUUGGAGAAAAAGUGAUACCUGGUACAUUAGAAACGGGUCAAGUUAAUAUACGAUCACAGAUUGAUUCGUCUCAACAAGAAUGGGAAGGUUUAAUAUCUGCCGUUAAAUCGACUAUCGAAGCAUUGGAAAAUAAACUGCAACAAUGGAACGAAUUUGAGAAUUUAAAAGAACGAUGUCUAGUUUGGAUCAAGGAUACAGAUACAAAACUUCAUGCUGUAGAUCUGAAAUCGACUUUAGCAGAAAAGAAAGAUCAAUUGGAGAAAUUACGUUCACUUCAAGGAGAAGUACGUGCCAAAGAACUCGAAAUUGAUGCGGUUACAGAAAGAGCGCAGCAAUUACAUAAAAAUGUAUCUUCGCGAACAUCACACAUAUCAGAAUUGAGUAUUAAAUAUCAACAAAUAUCAAGCAAGGUUAAAGAUUUAAACAAUCGAUGGCAUCAGUUUGUUGCUGUCCAUCAAGAAUUUGAUAAUCAAUUGUCCGAGUGUAGCAGAUGGUUGAACGAUAUAAAGAACAAAUUAGCUUAUUGUUCGGACUUAAGUGCAUCUUCGCAAAAAGAUUUAGAAAAUAAAAUGGAAACUAUGCAAGAUAUAUUGCUGUAUAAAGAAGAUGGAUUUGCUAAAGUUCAAAAUAUCGUCGAAUUAGCUCAAGCUGUAUUGGCAAAUACAGCACCAAGUGGACAUCAAGCGAUAAAUGAAGCAUUGGCGCAUCUUCAAGAACAAUGGAGUGCUGUAGCAUCGAAAAUGCUUGAGACGAAAACGAAUUUGGAUGAUUCCAUCAACAAGUGGGCUGGUUUACUCGAACAAAUUCAAUCGAUUAAUAAAACUAACGAAUAUAUGCAAACAUCGUUAGAAGAAAUGUCUCAAUUCCAAGCAACAAUGACAGAAAAGAGAAGUCAAUUGGAACGUAUAAAAGCUUUAGAAGAAAAAAUUAGAUGCGAGAACAUAGAAGUUGAGAGUUUGAAAGCUGAAGUUGCUGAAAUGAUUGCGAGUGGACAACAGGGCUUAGCUGCUUCUCAUGCACAAGAUAUAUUGAGUCGAUUUGACAUGCUUUUUGAAAAAAUCAAGUCGCUAUUGGCAGAACGAGAAGAACAAUACAAGGAUCAUCGACUUUAUAAAGAAGCUCACGACAAUUUGAUUAGUUGGCUCAAUCGAGCGCGUGAGAAGAUACCAGCGAUGAAACAGAGAUCACUAAGUGAUAAAUUAGCUAUAGAAAAUGCUGUAGCACCUUUGGAAAGUCUCUUAAAUAAGAAAGCUCAAGGUGAACUCUUGGUAGAACAUUUACAACAUACUGGAAAAGUAGUGUGUGUUAGUACCAAUGUUCAAGGUCAAGAAGUUAUUAAAAACGAAAUCCGUGCUCUCACUGAAAGCUUCGAGGGAUUAUUUAAAGAAAUCAAACAGCAAAAGGAUCAAUUAGAAUCUACUAUCAGUCAAUGGCGCGAUUACAAAGAUGAAUAUGAAAGACUUAGCGAUUGGUUGCAACAAUUUGACAUUCUUAUCAAAGCGCAAAAAAAUGCUUUGUUACCUAAUGUUAAAGAGAAACAAAAGCAAGUUCAAGAAGUCAAGGAAAUAUUAAACAAUUUGAUGAAAGGUCAAGAACAAAUCGACAAGUUUAACAAAACAGCUUCUGGUUUGCUUUCUUCUCAUUUGGAUACUUACGUUAAUAAUCAACUUCGUCAUUUAAAUUCACGGUAUCAAGUGCAAGUAAAUCUUGCUAAAGACGUGCUAAAUAAAGUAGAGACCAAUUUAGCUCAGCACGAAGAGUACGAAGCUUAUCUCGGAAAGGCACGUGCUUGGAUUGAAAACGCAAAGCAGAUUAUAAGACAAGGAACAGAAGCAGCAUCGACCAGUAGUCGCAAUGAAUUGCAAAAUAGAUUAGACAAAAUACAAGAAUUGUUAAGGAAACGAGAAGAAGGACAGAAUUUAGUUCACUUGACAAUAAAUUGUGGGGAAAAGGUGAUGAGAAACACACGGUCUGAUGGUCGAGAAGAAAUUAGCUCGCAAUUGAAAGAUAUACAAAAUGAUUGGGAACGUUUAGUUAAGAAAAUAUCAACGACAAAAGUACACUUAGAAACUAGUCUUUUACAAUGGGCUGACUACAGUUCUUCUUACUCACAAUUGCAGCAAUGGAUCAACGAUCGUGAAGCGAAAUUGCAACAAGUUUGGGAACAAAAAGUUUCCAAAGCUAAAAAAGGUUCAGCUGGUCUGAGUUCUUUAGCGAUUGGCGAGAGAAAAGCAAAUUUACGACAGACAAAUAGUAUCGUACAGGACAUCGUAGCCUUCGAACCGAUGAUACAAUCAGUAGCAACGAAAGCGGAAGAUCUUCGACAAGCUACGCCAGCAACAGAGAUAUCUAUUAAAUAUAAAACUUUAAGUAAGCAUGCCCAAGAACUUUAUGCAAAACAGAAAGAAACCGUUGAACAACAUCAAGCAUUUAUUGAUAGUGGUAACGAAUUCUUACAAUGGAUACGUGUUGCAAAAGAAAGAUUAGGCAAAUGCUCGGAACCUACAGGUGACAAAGAAUCUCUAGCCAGCAAAAUUACUCAACUGAAGGUAUUGCAGUGUGAACUUUCAGAAGGACAGAAAAAACUUGAGAAAGCUUUGGAACGUGGUAAUGCUGCCUGUCAAAUCGCUGAUGCUGAGGAUAAAGAAAUCAUCGAAGAAGAAGUAGCUUUGCUACAGGACGAAUACGACAAUUACGUGGACUCAUUGGGUACUACGAAAUCAUUACUAGAAGAGGCUAUAGUAAAAUGGACUCAGUAUGAAGAACAAUUUUUUGAAGCUGCAGAAUGGUUAACUCAAACUGAACAAUUAGUACAAUCUUUCAAUAAGUUACAGGACAGUCUUGAAGAAAAGAAAAACGUACUUGAACAAUUUCAAGUUCAUUUGCAAACUUUAUUUGAUUGGCAAAAGGAACUCGAUCGUUUGAAUAUGAAAGCACAAAUGUUGGUCGAAACCUGUGCCGACACACGAAUUUCAAAUGCAGUUACUCAAUUGACAACGAAAUACAAUGCUCUCUUAUCGCUUGCCAAAGAAAUUAUGCGACGUUUGGAAUUACAUUAUCAGGAACAUCAACAACACAAUACGUUGCAUCAAGAGUGUGAAGAUUGGAUUGAACGUACUCGAAACAAAUUAGGAGAAUGUAUGGAGAUCCCUAGUACUUUGCAGGAAGUUAAUAAUAAAUUGCACACGUGUAAAACCAUACGGCAAACUUUAGAACAAGGUCAAAAUAAAUUACGUUAUGCUCUUGAAUUAAAGGAAAAAGUUAUAAUGAAUACUGAACAGAACGGUGCCGUAAAAAUUCAAGAAGAUACUGAAAAUCUCAAAGCAGAAUUCGAUAAAUUGUUAGCCGACGUUGAAAUUGCUAGACAAAGACUAUCGGCGCGAGCAAGUGUACUUGAAGAGUUGAACAAAAUUCAUAGAUUGAUCACAGAUUGGAUUGAAGAAGUUGAAGGAAAGGUUCAAGCCGAAGAAAUUUAUAGAAAUGAUCUCAGUGAAAAGCGAGCUCUUUUAGAAAAGUUUAAAACGAUUUUAAGAGACAUAAUAGGUCAUAGUGAUUCCGUUAAUCGACUUAAAACGCGUCUUGCUGAAGAUUCGACCAUACAGAGAAGUCCUUAUGAAGCAACUAUUACAAAGUAUGAAACAGUUAAGCAAUCUAUUGCCGAUAAAAUAGGUAAAUUGGAAAAUCAAAUAAAGGAUCAUGAGAAAUUUCAGCAAGCAUAUAACGAAGCUGCUGAUUGGGUACGUCAAACAAAACUCGAACUUCAACAACAUAGCGAUACUCAUGGAGAUAAAGGACAAGUAUUGGAACGUGAAAACAAGGUCAGUCAAAUUAUUUCCUCUCUACCAAAGGGAGAUAAGCUAAUCUCAAAAGUAAUUGAACUAAGGGAUGCUGUAAUCUCGACUACUGGUACAGAAGGUCAGGAUUCCAUCAAGCAAGACGUAAAACAAUUGCAAAAUGAUUGGUCGUUACUACAAUCUCAGUGCCAUGAUUCGCAUGAAACUCUUAAUAAUUGUAUAUCGACAUGGUCUCAAUUUACAGCUGCGUUGGAUAACAUGAAAGCAUGGAUUGAUUGUUUCCAGAAGAAAGUAAUCGAUGAACAAUCGAAAGAAAAUAAAGCGCAAUCGGAUUUAGCACGAUGCAAACAAUUAGUCGAUGAAGCUAUUAAACAAAAACCUAUUCUCGAAGAUCUAAAUGACAAGUGCGAAGCUUUAUUGGAAAUGAGUACUUGGAGCUUAGCUCGUGAUAAAACGGUACAAUUGCAAUCGGCGUAUACAUCGUUACUCACCGAUGCACAAAGUUUGGUUUCCAAAGUUGAAAAGAAUCUAUCGGAUCAUACCGAAUUUUUGAAAGCUAAAAAAGAAAUGGAAGAUUGGUUAUGCUCCGUACAGAAAUCUGUGAAAGAUUGUGUUGGAACUGGUGAUGAAGCAUGGGCUAAAGAUAAACUAGGAAUCCUUAAGGUUGCAGCAUCACAAAUCACCGAGGGUCAACAAUUAUUAUCGACGUUACAAAAUGCUUUCGUGAAGGCCAUUAAUACAGCAUUACCAGAACAACAGGAUCAAUUAAGAACCGAUAUGGCUGAUCUACGAUCAAACUGGGAACAGUUGACUAUGGAUCUAAAUACGAAUCAAGCUCGAGUGAAAUCAAUCCUUAGCCGAUGGGAGGAUCAUGCAGAAACAUAUAAUAAAUUUAAGAAAUGGUUAGAUGAAACUUACGAAUCAACGGAAGAUCUACCAAAUACGAAAGGAGAAUUUGGUGAAAUGAAAACUUUACUUGAACGGUAUAAACACAUACAAGAAACGGUUCAUAGUAAAAAGACCGACCUGGAUAAUUUAAUGGAAGAAGCUGGCGAAUUGUCAAACUGGGCACAAAAUAACGUAACGUUAGAACGUUCGAAAGAACUUUUGACGAAGUGGCAAAUUUUAGGUGAUCGUGUCAACAAGAGAAAGAAAUCGAUAGAAGAUGAAAUGAAAGAAUACAAUGCAUAUCAUGCGGCAUUACAGGACACAGAAAAAUGGCUGUUGCAAAUAUCUUUCCAAUUGAUGGCUCAUAACUCACUCUAUAUAACUAGUAAAGAACAAACAAUGGCUCAGAUGAAACAACACGAAUCAUUAUUAAUGGAAAUACAAAAAUAUCAAACGGUACUUGAUGAUUUAAAAGCUAAAGGUCAAGGACAAAUUAAUCAAUACGUAAUAGUAAAUAAAGAAAUCAAGACUACCAUAGAAACACAAUUACAAAAUGUUCAAGAUAGUUACAAUUCUUUGCUAAAUACUGCUUUACAAAUAAAAGGUAGAUUAGCAGACUCUUUAACGAAAUUCCAAGAGUAUGAAAAUACAUUGGAAAGUAUUGCAAAGAAUCUAGAUUCCUAUCAACCUGAAAUAGCUCGUGAAUUAGAAGCUCCUGUAGAUACUCUUGCCGAAGCAGAAGAAAGUCUAGAAAACGCACGAAUAUUACAUAAUAAGUUACAAGCUGAGAAAACGCGUCUCGCAUUGGCAGUCGAAGCUUGUGAAGCAGCAGCAGCUUGCAUUUCUAGACCUGGCAGUCCUUUAGAUGCACCACCGGUUCAAAUUGCACCUAGAGAGGUUGAAAUUCGAACGAGAUUGGAAGAUCUUAUCGAUCAAAUGCAAACCCACUUGACAAAUGUGACAAAAGUAGUAAGUGAUCUCGAAGAACAAACUAGGCAGAAAAAUGCAUUAUGUAUGUGGAUAAAUCAACAACGAGCACUUUGCGCAGAGUGGAAAUCCAGACCAGCAAAAUUACGUGCUGAGGCAGCACAGGCUGAAUUACAAACAAUGAACGAACUGUUAGUAAAUGUUAAUGAACGUCGUACUCGUGCUAUAACAGAAUUAGCAUCACAUCCGGAAAUACAGGAAGUUGAAGAUGGACUAAAUAAAUUAGAAGCAGAAUUAACUGAUGCCAUUGCAGGUAAACAGGCAUCACAAGAUCUGAUACAAAAGUAUAGAAAUCAAGUGCAAGAUAUCCAAACAUGGUUUGAUACCCUCUCAAAGAAAGCUGAUGGUAUUGAAAAGGGUUGUGGUUUUACGAUCGGUCAAAAGAUUUCAAAUAUAAAAGAAAUCAUCGGUGAAUUUGAAUCCCAAGGUGGAGACAGAAUGGACGAAGUUAAAAAAUUGGGAGAUCAAGUUAUGGAUUCUGUUAGUAAUUUAGACUCGCAACAAAUCGAGGAACAGAUCAAGUUUGUAGAAAGACGAUACACAGACAUAAGUAAAAAAUUGCAAAGGAAAACGCAAGUUCUAGAUAUGACAGCUCAAGGUAUCGAAGCAACUCGUCAAGAAAUCGAGGAGAACCGAAAUUGGAUUGAACAGAAAAAAGAACACGCUAGACUAACCGAGCCACUUGGAUACGAGAGUAAACAAGCAGAAGAAAGAUUGCUUGUUCUCAAGGGUAUAUUAAAAGAAGCCGAAAACAAACAAAUGAUAGUGGACACACUUGAAAAACGUGUUGGAAAUAUGCAAAAUGAAUUAGAGACUAGUGAACAGCAGCAACUAGAAGAUGAUACGAAGGCUUUGCGUGGAGAACAUAUUGAAUUACGCAAUAUUUUGCAAGAAGAAAUUUCUAUUGCAAGUGCCACCGUGGAUGCAUGUCGUAAAUUUGAAACUGAUCUUGCACGAGCUCGUACAUGGAUCAAAAAUAAGAGCAAUGAAUUAAAGAAACUUAGCGGAUACCUUCCACUUAAAGCCUCGAAAGUUGAACAGGAAAUUACACAGCACAGCAGUCUAGAAUCUGAAAUUGCAUCUUUCAAUGAAGGCAAUUUGAAUGAUAUUAUAAAACAAGGACACAAUAUGUUGAAAGAAUGUAAUGCAGAAGACCGUGCUAAAUUACAAGCUCUACUAGAUGAUCUGAACAAAGAUUAUGAAGAACUGAAGAAAGAAGGUAAAGAAAAGCAAGCAUCCCUUAACGAUCUUCUUCAAGGACGCAAAUCAUUCGAGAAUGAAAUGGACAAAUGUCAGCGAUGGAUCAAUGAAGCGGAAGUUGCUACUUCGUUAGAAUUACGAACGUCUAGCGUUGAUGUUCUUCGUGAACAGCUUGCUAAGUACGAUCGAUUAAAGAAAGAAGCCAAAGAAUAUGAAGAUAAUAUAGAAAAAAUAACUCAGCAAGGAAAAUCUAUUUUGCCUACUAUCAGUGAUGCAGAUAAACAAGAACUGAGUGAACAAUUAAAAUGUAUGAAGGAAGCUCACGAUAGAGUAGCUAAUGUAAUAAAUGAACGGGCUAAUAAUCUGCAGAAAAAAAUUGACGAAGCCGAAGAAGCAGCAGCACGUGUUGCCGAAGCAGUACAAUUUAUGGCAGAUAUUCAAAAAGAACUUCAGGAUUUGAAUAAACCGAUUGGUGCACGUAUUGAAGACGUUGAAGGAAUGUUAGUAGCUUAUGAAAGAAUAUUAGAUGAUCUUAAAAGCAACAAAUCAAAAUUAUCUGGUUUACAAUCAGCUAAUGUCGGUGAUCUUCAAAGUAUUCUUGCUCAACAAGAUGAUCUUAUAAGAGCAUUAGAAGCGCAAAUUGCAAAAUUGAGACAGCUAUUACUCCUUCGGCAACAAUUUAUAGCAUUGGUUGGUGAAAUUACUACUUUCAUUGCUAAAUAUACUGAAAUAAUUCGAGAUAUUGAAAAAUCUGGUCAAACAACAGAGGACAAAAUCAAAAGGUAUGAUGAUGCUAUAUUAAAAAUACAAGAAUGUGAAGCUACACUCGCAAGUGCUACAGACAAGGGACAACAAAUAGCUGCAGAAGGUUCGGCCGUUGAUAGAAAUAUUAUAACAGAGCAAUUGCAAACACUUAAACAACAACUCCAGGGUCUUAGAAGAGCCGUCGAAACGCAGAGGGAACAACACGAGCUAGCUGCUGCAGAACAUAGAAGAUUAGCCGAGGAAUUGGCUGAUAUUUUAGAUUGGAUAGAGAGCAAGGAAAAAGAAGUUAAGUCGAGGCCACUUUUGGAAAGAGAUCCGUUAAGCGUAGAAGAGGAGAUAAAUAAGCACAAAAUUCUUUGUGAUAGUAUAAACGAAUAUUUAGACAAAAUUCGAACUUUGAAAGACUCUGUACGACACGAGGAAGGCAUGCCAGGAUCUCUAAAAGAAAUGCUGAGUGAAGCGAUGUCUUUAUUAACUUCAUUGCCUAGAGAAAUGCAGGAACGUGGAAAUUAUAUUGAAAGUAACUUACAAAUGCGGUUGAAUUAUGGCCAGCUAGCCGAAAAAUUACAUCAUUGGGUUAAAGAAGCUAAGAUUCGACUUGAAAGUGAUAAAGAUGGACUUGAUUUUGAAAAUAUUCUUAGCGAUUUGGAGGAACACAAAAUAUACUUUAGUACCGAAUCUUCCAUUCGUGAACUGGUCUCUCAACAAAUUCAACAAGCAGCAGAUAAAAUAUGGCCAUCCUUAAAUAGUUCUGAACAAGAGGAACUAAGCGCUGAACAACAACAACAUACUCAACUAUUGAAGAACACAUUAAAUACUGCUAGAUCUCAACGAGCUCGUAUGGAACAAGGGGCAGAGACUUGGAGAGACUACAGUCAAACCUUGGAACGUGUACGUGCUGUCAUAGCUAGGACAAGAUUCACGGAUGAACCUGUCACAACGUUAGCCGGCUUGCAAUUUAAUAUUCAAAAGAUUACACACGCAUUAAAUGAUAUUCAGAAUCAACAGUUCGAGUUAGACUUGUUAAACGAACGUGGCCGAGAAGUCCUACAUCUGGCAAAUCCUAGAAAUAAGAAGAAGAUAGAAGAUCAAUUAUCGGAGAUAACUACCGAAUGGAAAGAACUUGUUUCUGGUCUAGAAGGUCGUAGAGACGCUCUUGAAGCUCUUUCAAGACAUUGGGAAGAAUUGGAAACGCGUUACUCUCAUGUCGAGACUCGACUAAACGCCAUCGAGGAAAAGAGCAAACUCAUCGAUACAGUAGUUCGAUCCAAGCAACAUCUACAAGAUAUUAGUAAAGCUCUGAACGAAUCGAUUACGGACGCUGAUAAGCUUAGACCUGCAACGGAGGAGAUACAAACAUUAGCGGGACCAGUACUUGUAUAUCUCGCAGCCUUUACACAGGCGCCGGCAUGCGCGCUCGAGGAGCGCAUCAAAAAUCUUCAAAAAUCCGUCGAAUCACUCGUUGGUUCAUUACGAGAGAAAUCGAAGAAAGCGGAGGAAGAUCUAAAGGAACUCGAGAAUACAGAAAGUGAAAUCGAAAGACUACGUAAGGACUUAAACGAAGCUCGAAGUAGCGCAACGAACCUCUACGUGUUCGGCGCUGAUCAGGAAACAGCUGAGAACGAGGUGAAAGAAUUGAAGUCUCACCUCGACGAUCUCGUUGAGACUGCAAAGAAAUUUUCUGGAAACACUAAGGCGCGGUACCAAGUUAGCCAGCAGCUGGUACCAAGUGAUCUUUCCCAGCAUUUAACCGCUCUCGAGCUCUGUGCUGAGGCAACCGCACAGGCAAUGGAUGAGAAGCAGAGAGAACUUAAACGCGCUAGGACCACUAGGUCGGAUUAUUUGACCGACGUAGACGAGGUCCAGGCUUGGGUAAGACAAGCUGAAAUAAAAGUGCAAGAUAGGUCUAUAGAACCGAUCGCACUUAGGGAAAGUCUCAGACAAAUACAGAAUGAGCUGGGCCCGAUCACGGAUAAGCUCGAACGAUUAACGAGAAAUGGUCGUGUGAUCAUUGAGAAUACGAGAGACGAUGCCGAAAAAGAAUUAAUCGAAAAAACAGUUAAUGACUUGAGCGAACAGUUGGGACAAGUACGAAAUUGGCUCGAUGAAAAGAGACAAAUUGUUGGCGACACCUUGGACGCAUGGCAAAGGUUCCUUACACUUUACGAUGCUGUCAGGAUCUGGACUGAAGAAAAGAAGCAAUUCCUAACAGAACCACUCAAACUCAGUACCCUCGUUCAGGCCAGACAAAGGCUACACGAAUAUUCGACUGCUGUAAAAAGCUGUAAACAGGUAAACAAAAAUCUAAGCGACAUGGCAAAAGAGUUAGACAAUAUUCGUCAAGUAACAACCACUGGUGAUUUACCGGAGAAAUUUACCGAGGCAGAGGAAGCUAAAAUACAAGUCGAAGGGCAACUAUUGGAAAGAAACGCUUUGCUGCAAGAAACUAGCGAAGAGUGGGAGCAAUGCGAAAGAAAAAUGAAGGAGGUUAGAAGUUGGAUGGAAAAAGCUAGGCAGACGCUCGAGUCGCCACAAAAUAAGAAAAAGCCUUUGCAUGAUCAGCAUGCUAUUAGGGAAAAAAUGCUGAGCGAUAUAACGAUACAAAAAACUAAAAUCAAAAUAUCCAUCGAAAAACUUCGAGUACACUUCAGAUCUGGAAUCGGUGGAGACAAAAAGAUAACCGAAAUUGCCGAAGAAUUACUCUCGGAAUUAGACGUCCUUUAUAAAACCGUAACAGAAGAGACUGCAUCCUUGGAGCUCUGCUUGGAUCAGAUUGAUCAAUAUCAACAGGAAAUACAAAAAUUACGACAAAAGGUUGUUCAAGUGGAACAGCAACUUAGGACAGUAUUAAGCCCAACAUAUUUACCAAACAACAGAGAAAAAGCUAUUCAAGAACAGCAGAUUUAUCGAGAAAAAAUUAAAUCAUUGCAAAGUAAAAUCCAUUCGUUUACCGAAAGAAUGAAGCUCAUUGUUCAAAGAGGCACUCCUGACCCAGAACUUCUGGAUCCGUGACAAUAAAUUUACCUUAUAAUCAAUUGUUCCUGUCAUCGUCAUUGCUGUCAAUUAUCAGAAAUGUCAAUAAACAACGGCAGAUCUUCCCGCAUAGAUUCAUCGAAAUCACGAAUAUCACACUUCAAUAACAUAAUUUACAGUUUUUUCAAAAAAUCCAUGCGACUGACGUUGACCGUUUUAUCGAUAACGAUAAUUGAAAGUAUUGACGAUGUCCCAUACUACACAUUUCAAUCUGGAUAAGGAUAAUGAUAAUAUAAUGAUGAUUAACAAUUAAUGAAUAUAUUCAAUAAGUGUAAUCAUCUUCUACAUUCUCUUUAUCCACUGAUGAUCGCUCGAUCCAAUGUUUUUAGUAUACCAAGAUUUUUUAACUAAGUUUCUAUAUUGAACAAAGUUACUUGUAUACAUAAUGGGCUACAUGAAAUAUAUCACGAUUUCAUUUCUUCAUUAUAUACAUAUAGUUUAGCUGUAAUCUUAUAUUAAAGAGUAUAGUCUAAUUAAGAGAUUAAGCAAAUAAAAAGCCCGUUUUUCGCUAAUCAAA
This is a messenger RNA of Vespula vulgaris, 25205 nucleotides long. It is a transcript of the gene Msp300, whose product is annotated as muscle-specific protein 300 kDa. The transcript is spliced from 33 exons. Lineage: Eukaryota; Metazoa; Arthropoda; Insecta; Hymenoptera; Vespidae. Bases 755 to 24667 code for a protein of 7970 amino acids. Gene Ontology annotation, biological process: nuclear migration. Gene Ontology annotation, molecular function: actin filament binding. Gene Ontology annotation, cellular component: cytoplasm; meiotic nuclear membrane microtubule tethering complex; nuclear outer membrane. The record is from RefSeq and is a predicted model, not a curated record.